Molecule: messenger RNA, 3312 nt
Organism: Acanthopagrus latus (yellowfin seabream)
Lineage: Eukaryota; Metazoa; Chordata; Actinopteri; Spariformes; Sparidae
Gene: pitpnc1b
Product: phosphatidylinositol transfer protein cytoplasmic 1b
Exons: 15
Coding region: 880-1734 (284 amino acids)
Biological process (GO): phospholipid transport
Cellular component (GO): cytoplasm
Molecular function (GO): phosphatidylinositol binding; phosphatidylinositol transfer activity
Source: RefSeq, a predicted model, not a curated record
GUGUCCAGGAAAUUACAUCCAGGAAGGGGUUGGACAGGUAGCCAUCACUAUUGAAGGAGUAGUCUCGACCACCAAGCGUGAUGUUGCUGAAAUACCUGCAUGGUGAUGGAUAUAUGCACAAGGAGAAGGCAGACGAAACCCUCAUGGAACAACAGCUUGCAGUUACAGACAGUGAACAGCAGGCUCAUCUUCAGACUGAAUAAACUUCUCUAUUCAGUAUCGCGUGUAUGCUCCAUAUGUGGAUCAAGAAUGACGGGCAUUAAAAAGAUGAUAACCAGAACCAGUCGGACUACCUGUUAGAGUGUGCCGCUGCCUGUUUGCACAGCCUACGAGGAAUAUAUUAAAGCCGGCUCAUUAAUAUACAUGAGACAUGGUCCGCUUGCUACAGAUGCUGGGGAACAUCAGAGGCAGAGCGACAGCCCCAGUUGGUGCCAUUUACAGAUCAAACACUGCAGAGUUUCGGCAGAUCAGCGACCCUGACCUUCAGCUUCCCCUCCGUCCCACCGGCACUUCCCCAAACCUUUUCUUCACAGAGAGGAUGUGCGACAUUGUGACACUGCUAAAAGUCUGACCUAAAUACUUCAGGUUUUUGAUGAUUGGACCAAAACAGAGAUCAGAGGCGUCCGGCGGGCUUGUCGUGAUAGUGCGAGGGAAAGGGGAGGAAGGCUGAGGAUCUGGACACACUCGCACAGAGAUGCUGUGAGAUGAAAAAGCUGCAGCGCAUCAGCUCCCUGCCCCCAAACCAAGCCACAGCUAAUCCAUGCCUGGGCGGGAGAGCUCCAUCAUUCACACGCUUGGAGGGGACGCCGGACAACCUUUGACCUUGGCUUGUGACCACACCUUGAGAUUGAAGAGCCGUACAGGAUCGGGCAGCUGUACAUGAUCAGCAAGCACAGCUGUGAGCAGAGUGGUGGGGGAGAAGGGGUGGAGGUGGUGCGGAAUGAGUCAGACAUUCACCCCCAGCACGGGCCAGGACAGCUGACUGAGAAACGAAUCUACCUCAGCAGUAAACUGCCGUCCUGGAUGAAAGCGAUUGUCCCAAGAUUCUUUUAUGUGACAGAAAAGGCCUGGAACUUCUACCCGUACACCAUCACAGAGUACUCAGUAUCAUUCCUCCCCAAGUUCAGCAUCCGUAUUGAGACGAGAUUCGAGAACAACAAGGGCGAUAACGACAAUGUGUUCGGGGACACGCCGACCCCAGCAGAGAAUGUCAGCUUCCUGGAUAUCCUGAGUGACCCCAUCCCCGAAAAGAGCUACAAGGAGAUGGAGGACCUGAGUCACUGGCAGUCAAGUAAAACUGGUCGGGGGCCUCUGGAGGAAGGCUGGAAAGAUGACCACAAGCCCAUUAUGUGCUCCUAUAAGAGGGUGCAGUGCAGCUUCGAGGUCUACGGCUUCCAGACCAGGACCGAGGAGUUCGUACACAGGAACAUCCGGGACAUUCUUCUGGUCGGUCACAGACAGGCAGUGGCGUGGAUAGACGAAUGGCACGGACUGAGCUUGGAGGAGGUGAGAGAGUACGAGCAGGCGAUGCAAGAGAAGACCAACAGCAAAGUCAAAUCCAACCAGAACAGCACAGGCCCACCGGCUGCCUCUCGUCCCAUGUUCUCUCGCUCCAUUUCAGUGACGGAUGAGCGUUCCCUGAAGAAGAUGGGAUUGACGACUGCGGCCAUGUCUGACCCCUCUGACUCCUCUGUGCCGCAAAGUCCCAUGCGCCUCAACUCCACCCCUGAAUGAUGCCUCAAGCACAAACACGCACGCACACACACACUCACACCAAUGUCAAACAGUGAAGCCAACAUCAUCCUAAAUGGAAGAGUCCGACACAGUCUCUUCACUUAAUGGCAAAGAGUCAGAGGAGAAGAUCAAUACUUUCAUAUCUGUAUGUUUAAGGUGUAAUGUGUAAGAAUUUAGAUUUGAAACAACCAAAAAAUGAGCUGAAAUCAUCGACAGGACGUGAGGAAACAACAGACUUUGUAUUAUGUAAACGAUGUCUGUGUAUUGUGUUGCAGGAAUAUCUACUGAUGUUAGCAGGCUAACCAGCUAGCUCCAGCCUGUUGUGUCUCAUAAUACCACAUCCUGCUCCCAGUCUGGAUCGUUUGCUGCAUGGCUAACUGAGCUAACUGUGCUAACUAGCUAACGACAGGUACAGUGAGCAGCAGUUAGCGGUUGCUGUGUUGAUAGGCUGCCCACUAUUUGUUUGGAGUAACCUUCGACAGGUGGCCAAUUCUUACAUACUGCCCUUUUAAAUGUAAAUCUGCAGCUAGCAGCUGAUUAGCUUAGCUGAGCUUAGCUUAGCUUAGCUUAGCUUAGCUUAGCUUAGCUUAGCUUAGCUUAGCUUAGCUUAGGGACUGGGAACACUGGUUCUUCCAAUAUGAGCACUUCUGAAGUAUGCUUCUUAUAUCUUGCUUGAUAAAUCCAUAGAAGACACAAAGUAAGGCUAAUAUCAGGCUAACUAGUCUCUUAGAUUCUAGUCCUUGUGUUAAGCUGAGCUAACUGGCUGCUGGCUCAGUAAUGACAGAUAUGAAAUAGGUAUUGAUCUUCUAAUUUAGCUAUCCAGCAAAGAGCAAAGAAUUACAUCUAUUUGAUCUUAAUAUGCACAUGUAGUUGUUCUAUUCACAGACGGAUGCUGCACAAACGCACACAAAAGAACACACAACCAUUCUGCUCCUAUUCCAGGACACUUUCCAUGAGAAUCCUUCCAGUGUGUUGAGCAGCCUGUAAACAUGGUGCAUUUCAGUGCCUUCUCUCAGGUCCUCAGCCAUACUGGAGCUCAACGACCACCAGCCGAGCCCUCUCGAUUGUUUCCCACCCCCCAGCCGUGGCCUACAGACAGAUGCAUAAGGAGUUUAAUAGAGUGGAUCUAAUGAGAGAGCAGAGGAGAACUGGGGAGGGUGUCAAUGCAAUGGAUCUGCUCUCCUCUCCACCUCAGCCAAUAGGUCAGAUCAGGUGUAUUGACAGAGGGCAGUGAGGCGUCGUAUUGGUUCCUUGAUUGCUUAGCAGAGAGCUGCAAAUGGGUCAAGCCAGGGUUAAAUGUCAAUUAUGAGUCAAUAAUGUUAACAUGUGUAAGACUGUUAGCUUGUUUUUUUUUUGUUUUUGUUUUUUCCAUGAACAUUUACAGGAGAAUGGGUUCUCAUCUUCAGGGAUCAAUUAUGAAAAAAUACAGUCUGCUGUAGUCUUAUUUGUAAAAAAAAAAAAAAAAAAAGAUUCACUUCAAAAUAAGUUAUAUAAAAAAAAGUAGAGAUGGUUGGUGGAAAUUACACUGUAUAGUCUUUUGUAAUGGAUUUGUACCAAUAAAUGCAAUUUCUUUCCACA